Messenger RNA from Penicillium samsonianum, 453 nucleotides. RefSeq names its product class I SAM-dependent methyltransferase. The transcript has a single exon. NCBI's taxonomy places the organism in Eukaryota, Fungi, Ascomycota, Eurotiomycetes, Eurotiales, Aspergillaceae. Bases 1 to 453 code for a protein of 150 amino acids. The record is from RefSeq and is a predicted model, not a curated record.
AUGUCCUUGCAGGACGAUAACAUCGGCGGUCACUACAACUCCACCAAGAGGCAACCGGUGGACUUGGUCCAUACCGCAAUAGCACUAGCAUACAUUGGCAACAUUGAGGGGCAGGAAUUUCUCGACCUAGCCUGUGGCUCCGGCUAUUAUUCCCAGAAAGCCGUUGACCAGGGAGCACGACGGGUGGUCGGGCUAGAUAUAUUGUCAGCCAUGAUUGAAGCAGCACGACGCGAGUUUGUGGCCGGCGACCGCUUUGAGUUCCAUGUUGCAGACUGCUGCAAACCAUUGGACUUGGGCAAACUUGAUGUCGUAUUGGCGAUGUGGUUUCUCAAUUAUGCUGGCAGUGCCGAAGUACAAUUGGCCAUGUGGAACCCGGCGGCAGAUGCAUCGGAAUCAUCCCCAAUUUUAGCCGGUUUGACGAAGAGGCUCCUGAAGGCCAGUUGGGAAGUAUGA